Molecule: messenger RNA, 1608 nt
Organism: Glossina fuscipes
Lineage: Eukaryota; Metazoa; Arthropoda; Insecta; Diptera; Glossinidae
Product: trypsin alpha-like
Exons: 2
Coding region: 157-930 (257 amino acids)
Biological process (GO): proteolysis
Molecular function (GO): serine-type endopeptidase activity
Source: RefSeq, a predicted model, not a curated record
AGAACUAAGAACGAUAGAUAAGAUAGCAGUCACUAUAAUUCAUUAGCGUAUCGUUUAAUUAUAAACAUUAAGCCAAGGCCGUAAAAGAAUACUUGUGCAAAAUUUGCGUUUAAGUACAAUUGAGUAAUCAUAAAAUUCAGUUAACAUUUAAACAUUAUGCCAUCAAUAGAUUUCAUUCGCUUAUUUUGCCAUAUUAUUCUGAUCUAUGCGCACUAUGGUCAGUCUGAAUUAAGAAUUUUGAACGGUGAAGAGGCACAUAAACGAGACUUUCCAUAUAUGGUUUCCGUGCGUCGAGAUCAAUCUCCUAUAUGUGGUGGCAAUAUUAUAAGUGAUACAGUUAUUUUGACGGCUGCUCAUUGCGUUCAAGAAAAUAAUGUUACUGUUUCACCAAAUCGCCUGAAUGUGCGUGUGGGUAGUAGCAAUAUUCUAGCUGGAGGUGACAUAAAGCCUAUUAAAUCAGUUGUUAUACAUCCUGAUUAUGAUUUGGAUUUUAAAAAUAAUUUGGCAUUACUUUUAUUACAAAGUCCGCUGGAAUGGUCACAGCAUACAUCAAGCAUAUCUUUCGCCAAAGAUAUUAUUGAAAUACCGAGCCCUGGAAGCGAAGUCCGUACAGCUGGCUGGGGUAAACAAUCAGAUAACAGUUCGCCAGUCAAGCUUCACAGUGACCUUUUCGUAGUGGCAUCCUAUGAACAAUGCACCGCAGCAUAUAGCGCCAAUGACGAAUCCAUUAUGUGUUUAAAUCAUGAGCUAAAAAAGGGCAAUUGCUAUGGAGAUGCUGGUAAUGGUGCUGUUUACGGCGAAAAAUUGGUCGCUAUUGCCAAUUUUGUGAUUGGAGCUUGUGGUUCACGUUACCCGGACGUUUACACGAACUUAGUUCCGUUUGCUUCAUGGUUAGAUGACGUUAUAAAUGCAAAUAAAGCUUUGAAAUAAAAAACUAAAAAAAAAAGUAAAACAAAUUACACAACCUAUGACUACAGCGAAUGCAUGCCGAUCUUUUCUUUACGCCUUUUAUCAGUUUUUGCGUGCCCCAAACGGAUGCAAAAUUUUUUGAUACCGCAAAUAUAGAUUUUUUCUUAACGCCGCGUGUAAAUCCUAAAUGGGGGCGACACUUCGCUAUAAAAUUUGAGGAGAAGAUCUGAGUGGUAAAGAGGGAUUAUUCUGGAGUAUGAAAAUGUUAGGUUGACGGCAAAGUUCUCUCGUUGAAGUUGAAGACGUUUGAUGUUUUGCUCAGCAAACGAAUCCUUGCAACUAGAUAGGGUUUAGACGUGAGCUACUCUUCAACAUAGACUACAAAAUGUCAUCAUUGCUUACAUCGACGAAGUGUCUUAAGAGUAAAAUUUUUGGAAAGAAAUUUGGCAAACCAUCUUUGAAGGGGUGCCUUCACAACGUGUCAUAUAAGUUUUCGCAAUUAAACACAAUGCGUUACUUUCUUUCUGGAACGCAUAGCAUAUGGCAAUGUCUUAAAUUCAUUUUAUCCCCUGUACUUUAUUUUCCUUCGACACUUUUCAACUAACUGAUGAAAUGCGUAUUGGGAGGAGUCCUCUUAUAUGCCUCGAGAUAUAUGCUAACUAAUAAGCGCUCACAUGACGCAUCCUACCUGGUUAUCUU